CCUUUUCAAAGAUUUCCUCAUACUCGACUGCGGCUGCCCUCAUGCGCCGUAGACUCGUCAUAUCCACCCUCUCAAACAGAUCUGGGUGUGCUCCAGCAACAGUUUUCCCCAACGGGUUGUCCCAAAGGACGAGAUCUCCCACAACUUUCAUUCUUUGUGGUGCGAGUCUCGCCUCUCAGUGGCUGAUAAGGAGUUCAGUCUUCUCCUGCCUUAUCAAUUUCUUUGAGGUCUGCGUUGUGAAAAGAUUUUUUUAAGCUGCUCUGGAGUUACACUUCUUUGGACGUUGGCGAUCUCCUCUAACCCAUAACAGAUCAACUAAUGAGCCUUCACCGUCCGAGUCUUGACUCCGGUACCUUUUUGUGCUCACUCUAAUGGCCAUCUUGCCAACCCCAUGAACCACCAAGGGACAUCAGGAGUCGUCCAUGACCGAGCUGUUUUAUGACCUGCUCAGUGGCUAAACUUCACCAAACACCAUCUUCCUCUUGAUUUUCCCCCUUUUCCGCUCUUUCAAACCAAUGCACCAUUUUUUUGGAUCAUGGGAUGCGUCAAAUCCAAGUGCAGCAAGCCCGCUCAGAACUCCGGCACGGUGGAGAAGGAGGACAGCAAGUCUGGAAAAAAGCAAGGAGAGAAGGCGGUCCUGGUGAAUUCGGAAGUGGGAGCGGAUCAGGACAUGCAGCGGGUCAACCCCGUCCUUCUGGAGUACGCGCAGAGACUCUCGGAGGAGAUCGUGACUCGGGCCGUGCAGCAGUGGGCCGAGGUGGACAGCCGCUACAGUGACAUCCCGUACAUUGAGUGUGAUGUGCCAUGAAGGCUGUUACAUCACACGUGCUUUUUCCCGAGGUCCAGGAGCACGGCUCGGCCUGAUGAAGGCCAUAACCCGCUGCAUGGCGUGAACGCGGAAGAAAUUCGGUGUUUGCAUACCAUUUGUAAGUGUAUAAUGUUUGUGUGGGAGGUAGUACGGUGGCAGCAUUGAGGCUUUUUUGUCUGUAAAAGCACAAAAGUACAAAAAGAAGUGCUAUCAAAGCAAGAGUAAGCCUCUGCAUUUUUUUAUUUCUUUUUUUUUAAUCACUGAGACAUGUCAUACUCAUAGCCUGAAUUUGUACAGGACACGCCAAGAGCAAUGUCCAGAGACCAAAAUGGCACUGAUCCCAGAGAUGCUAUAAAUAAGCCAAGAUAACGAUCCCAGCAUUCGCUUGAAUCAACAAUCUCAUGUUUGUACGUUUGGAGGACGUAUAUGGGUUUUUACAUUAAAGUCGAUUGGUGUCGUACAGUAACAGCAUUUUUUUGUUUUUAAUGAUUCCUGUACGAGAUUCCAAUAAAACCCUGGCCGAAUUCCUCACUUAGACUGAUACCGUUUCAGAUUACGCAGUGAAGAUCCUCUAAUGACAGUCCUGUGGGAUCAGUAACUUGAAUAAACGUUAUGCUAAUCAGCACGAUCCAGAUGUCAGCUAGUGGAGAAAACAGGCUCGCAUAAACGCAAACAUGUUUCAGAGUCAGACUUUAGUUAGCUUGUGUUUGUAGCUGCUCCGUAGGUUGUGUGCCGUCCUACACCCGGGGUGCGUUUUAGACGGGCGUCUUAGCAGUGCCUUAUUGACGUUAAAUUUCUAAAUGCGUCGCGUUGUGCAUUCUGAUACCACCUUACAACCAAAAAACAUUUUUUUCUGUUUAAUGCAUUUCAUGAAGCGCAGUAAAAUUUUUAAACAUGGCUGCAUAUCAAAUUUAGUGAAAGUCAAUAGACCUUUUGUGUGUGCUGUGAACUGCCAAAUGCCAUAAUGUAAUGUAAACUUGUGUGCAGGGCAACUACAAGAACCAAUAAUAUUCCAGACAUUAAACAGAUGUACAGUUCUGUGCAAAAGUCUUGAGCCACCCUCUCAUUUCUUCAUAUGUUUCUUUCAAAAAGCCAGACUGCCAUGUAUUUUAAAUACAGUGUUGAGGAAAAGUUCUUGU
Messenger RNA from Clarias gariepinus (North African catfish), 1947 nucleotides. Its product is annotated as small membrane A-kinase anchor protein-like. NCBI's taxonomy places the organism in Eukaryota, Metazoa, Chordata, Actinopteri, Siluriformes, Clariidae. The record is from RefSeq and is a predicted model, not a curated record. Gene Ontology annotation, molecular function: protein kinase A regulatory subunit binding. The transcript has 2 exons. Bases 536 to 808 code for a protein of 90 amino acids.